Molecule: messenger RNA, 441 nt
Organism: Iphiclides podalirius (scarce swallowtail)
Lineage: Eukaryota; Metazoa; Arthropoda; Insecta; Lepidoptera; Papilionidae
Source: the annotation of a GenBank genome assembly
AUGCCAGGUCGAUCUGUUAAAUGGUCACGAACCGGCCGCCGCGAAGAGGAAUCGCCGAAUCGGCAGCCCUGUCAUUCGGAACUCAUCGAGGGUUCACAGUCCGUGGAGGCGACCUCGCAACGGCCCACGUACGUGGCGAAACGCUCAAUAAGGGACGUGACGUGGAGCGGCAUUCCUCAAUUCGGCACGGGCGUUGGGAGAGGCGAUCCCUUAUACGCAUAUCGUACGUGUUUCGGGAACCGAUGGCUACGCAAGCGGGGAAUAAUAAAUAAAUAUUUCAGGAGUUGGGAUCGAACCCACACCCUGUCGCACAACAGUCCAGCCCACUAUUCACUACGCCGGUCGGAGCGUCGAGAAGUGGCGCCCGCAUACGCGGUUCGCACGUGCUUCGGGCACCGAUGGGAGCUAGCUACCCCAGAUCGAGCCCUACGUGAAGCCUAU